GAUCCCUUGUGCUUUAUUUGUCUUAAAUUUGUUUGCUGCAAUGGAAAAAAGAUUGUUUCCUUUCCUUUUCCUUUAUGCUUGUAGGAAAAUCGGAAUAAUUUAGCUUUCAAAUUCAAUUGGUCAGGACUUGGAUCUAACGGAAAACGUGACACAGAACAGAGCGCAAUAGCGUUCUAGGAUGCUUUAAUCUACGCUUUUGAUAUUGUGUUCAGGAGUUUACCGGAGAUGUACACGGCACAUGAUGCAGAUGCUUGUAAAUUGUAGGUGGGGGAAACAGAUUAUUUACCUGUAAGGAUUUCACUUGGUCGAAUACGUCUGUUUCCUUCUACUGAUUCAUUGGAGGUAAUGCCAUGCUCUAAUUUGAGCCUCCUUGCAGGGGAGAAAGAGGAUGGAUGGAAGGCCUUUUAUGGAGAAGCUCAAACCACUUGACGUAGAUGCUUGGAAAGUGAGGGAGAGGGGACCAGAUCAUAUACCGGUGUGGGUGGAGAAGGAUGCAAGCAGUGACAUUCCUGACAUUGACAUGAAGAAAUACAACGUCCAUCGCGAUAUGCCUCUCAGAGAAUUUGUUGAUUUUAUUCGGUUAAGGAUUCAGCAUGAAUCUCCAUGGAAGAAGUCUUUGUUUGUCUACCUCAUGAACACCGAGCUUCCCAUUGGUACCACCUUGAUGUCCGAAGUUGAUGAGAAAAAAAAGGACGAAUACGGGUUUGUUCGCAUCACCUACAGUGGAGAAGAGAGAGGAGGCUGGAACCAUUGAAGAGCUCUGAGACAGUCGCUAUUCGGCCUCGUAGCUAUUAACUUCGGCCAUCGCAAUACAAAUCCUAAAUUGUUUUCUCAGUACAAGUAAUAUUCUACGAAACAUUUACAUUUUUCUUUGCUGGAAAACUCUUCAACCGCAGAAUGUUAAUUAUUCAUCUUCAACAAAAGAUAUAAAAAUAAUGUAUAUUUGUCUUUUGAUUUUACAUUUUUAGAUGGUCGGUUACACUAGUCAAAUGGAGAAAAUUAAUGUAAUCCUAAAUUUCUCUU
Messenger RNA from Malus domestica (apple), 1023 nucleotides. The record is from RefSeq and is a predicted model, not a curated record. NCBI's taxonomy places the organism in Eukaryota, Viridiplantae, Streptophyta, Magnoliopsida, Rosales, Rosaceae.